AUGGACCACCCGUUAAAAAAAGUACGAUUAAAUUUUAGUCAAUCCCGUAGUCAAAGACGUACAGGUGGAACCUUUCAAAUUCAUAGUGGAGCACCAUUUGAUAAUACAACAAUUGUUAUUGGUGGUGGAUCUUCAAUAAAUGAUGGAAAUAAUUCAAAUGAAAAUGGAGAUUUAGGCAAUUUUCUUCAAACUAUUUUUACACAACUUGCCGGUGGACUCACUGGUGGUGGUGGUGCACAGUUUCCUUUUAUUAUGCACAAUGGUGGUGGUGCAGCUUUUGUUGAUUCAACAAAUCUUGAUGCUCUUCUUACUCAACAUGGAACAUGUCGUGUAACAUUAGAUGGUGAUAAUACAACAAAUCAUGAAUAUGUUAAUCUUCAACCAAAUCAACAACAAACAACAUCAUCAAUCAUCGUGAUCAAAUAA
Messenger RNA from Rotaria sp. Silwood2, 426 nucleotides. Lineage: Eukaryota; Metazoa; Rotifera; Eurotatoria; Philodinida; Philodinidae. The record is from the annotation of a GenBank genome assembly.